Molecule: messenger RNA, 5843 nt
Organism: Nymphaea colorata (pocket water lily)
Lineage: Eukaryota; Viridiplantae; Streptophyta; Magnoliopsida; Nymphaeales; Nymphaeaceae
Product: putative disease resistance protein RGA3
Exons: 1
Coding region: 1636-5004 (1122 amino acids)
Biological process (GO): defense response to other organism
Molecular function (GO): ADP binding
Source: RefSeq, a predicted model, not a curated record
GAAUAGUUAAACAAGUGACAAUUAAACAAGCUAAUCAAGUAAAAGGAAACUAGACAUGUUUAAUAUAAAGGAAUUAAACGAGUCAAGCUUGCCUUCUACGUUGUAAACUGAAAAUCGAUGGGAGGGACACCAUUUAAGGCAUCGUUGCAUCCUGCUUUCUUUACAGUGCAGAUGGUGUGCAGACUGCUGUCAUCGUUUAAGAGGCUCAACACAUCACCAUCACUGCCUCAGUUGAAUUAUGCCGAGAGGAUGGACAGAGCUGGAGCUUCCUGUGGCACCAUCAUGUCUUGCCUGCUGGAGAGGGAGAGAGAGAGAGAGAGAGAGAGCGAGUGUUCAAACUUACACAAACAGUUCUCAUUGAUGUAGAAAUUUUGGAAUCUUGUUAGAGAAUUGGCAUUGAAUAUAAGAUGACGCCCAGCACCUGGCAUAAGGGGCGGAGCAUGGGUGGGCAUGGGUCUUGACCCCACCUCAAAAAUGGUUUUUUUUUUUAAUUUACAUGUAAAUUUUAAAAAAUUUCAUUUAUUUUAUUUAAAAAAAUUGUAAAAUGGUACCUCCAGCUCUAAUCAAAAUCUAAAAAUUUUAAUUCAACUCAUAUGAAAAACCAGGCGGCAUCUGAGUGAUUGAUCUUGCACAUAUCAAUUUGAAUAUUUAGAUGUGAACUGUACCAGUUGACAAGAUGUGGGUUGAAUGAAUGGUUUCUCUUCCUUGGACAUAUUGUUUCAUUUGGUCAAAAAGGUUUCUGGUUCCUUCUUCUAGGAUGGAAAGGCCAAAUCGAAAAUUUUGUUGGGUGAAACUCAAUGUUGCUUGUAUCAAAAUUUUGUGUGGGAGCGGGCUAUGGAGACAAUGAAUUAAGGAUAAAAUGACUAAAAUGCCCCUUCAAUUAAAUGGGAGAACCCUCCCCUGUAAAGGCAAAAUCCCCUAUAAAGAAAAAGUAGAAUAUGAAAAAUUUUGAAUCUAUGAAAUGUUCAAUAUAAAAAGAUGUGAAUAUGUCCUCUCAUGUCGACGGGGUUGAGCUUAAAAUGGUAUGCUUAAAAUUAUGCUUUAUUGCGUUGUUUCAAAAAUAAAUAAACAAAUGCAACAAAAUUCAAAGACUGCCCACGAAAAUGCUGAAAAAAUUUGAAAAAGAUACAAAUAAAUUUCUAAUGCAUUUUCAGAAAAAUAAAAAUUCAAAAAAAAAAAUGUCGGCUGAUAGAACAAAGGAGUCGACGUUUUUGAAGAGGAGCGAAUUGCCUGCCCUUACAGGCAAUUUUUUUUUUUUUUAAUCUUUGUCACCUAAACAUACAGAUCAAAUAAGGUUUCAAAAACUUGUUAAGCAACCAAGUCCAGAUUUCUUUAAACUAAUAUUUUUUAUUGGUGCUAUCUGGGCUGCAAACUAGCUGGUACUUCAAAUCGCCUGCGUUUCAGCAGUGUUUGCUGGCCCGCCCUCUGAGAUUCUGCGGUUUUUGCGAGUAAUACCAUCAUCGCCAAAACCCACCUUCGAGGUCACCGGUAGCAGCAUCUCGAUCUUUUGCUUCUCCCCUUCCCUUUCCCAACUCAUAGAGCCCGGGUUUCACGAGUUAAGGGGCAAACACCAAGUUGCCUUCCCCUGCUCUUGUGAAGCUAUCCUCCAAAUCAAUCUCCUUUCCCUUCGCGGUCAUGGUGGACUUCAUUCUUUCCAAGGUCAUAGACGGCUUCACCACACUUGCCCAAGAUGAGAUCAAAUUGGUGCUUGGAGCCAGAGGGCUAGUGGAGAGUCUGUCCACAACGCUGACUCUGAUCAGGCCAGCACUUGAUGAUGCUGAACAGCAGCAAGUCAUUGAGAAGGGUGUGAGAAACUGGCUGCGGAUGCUCAAAGGUCUGGCAUACGAUGCAGAGGACAUAAUUGAUGAAUGCAUCGCCAAGGGCCUCAUAUCGAGGGACCAUGACGAUACCAAAGGCAAGUUGUGUGGUUUCUUUCCAAAUCCCUCCUACUGCUUCCGAAAUCCCACCUCUUUCCAAGAUGUCAAGUUCCGGCGUGAUAUAUCUAUACGAGUAGAGAAUUUGAUGAAGAAGAUGGAAGAGAUCAAAAAAGCGAAAGAUCUGUUUGAUUUCAGGGAAGGGUCUUUCAAAGGGGACGUGAGAUCACUACCAACUUCAUCCUUGGUUAAUGAACUGGAAGUGGUCGGUAGGGACAUUGACAGAAAAAUUGUCAUAGGAUUGCUGUGCAGCAACGCUAGUCUUCAGAUGGCAAGCAGUUCUGGUCAUGAGGGAAUUGCCACUGUGGCUAUCGUUGGCAUUGGCGGCCUCGGGAAGACUACUCUUGCUCAACUGGUCUUCAACGACAAUGCAGUGAAGGCCCACUUUGAUUUGAAGGUGUGGAUAUGCGUGUCUGCGGAUUUUGAUCUGCAGAAGACCACAAAAGCGAUCGUAGAAGAACUGUCUGGCGUUAACUGCAACGUACAGGAUUUGAACCAUGUCAGCAAAAUCGUCAGUGGUAAGAGAGUUUUGCUUGUGCUGGAUGAUGUGUGGAUUAAGAACCAAGAAAAAUGGGAGGCCUUGGUGGUUCCUUUCCAAAGCAGUGGUAAGGGGAGUAGGCUUUUGGUGACCACCCGCAGCGUGGUUGUCUCGACGAAACUAAAUGCUAACUUUGUGCAUGAGUUGAAAAAUUUGUCCGAGGAUGAUUGCUGGUCCCUACUCAGAAGAAAGGCAUUUGGGGGCGGCCAGGCCGAUCCAGAGCUAGAAUCAAUAGGCAGAGAUAUUGUCAAGAAAUGCAAUGGAGUCCCUCUCGCGGCAAACAGCCUUGGAAGCCUUUUGCGCAUGAAAACAACCAAAAAAGAGUGGUUGUACGUCAAAAAUAGCCAGAUCUGGAAUUUGCCUGCAGAUGGCGGGAAUCGCAUCUUGCCUGCCUUGCGGCUUAGCUACUACCAUUUACCGUCACACCUCAAGAUAUGCUUCGCAUAUUGCUGCCUUUUCCCGAAGGGCUACCCUAUUGAGAGGAAGAUGUUGAUCGAGCUAUGGAUGGCAGAAGGCUUCAUUGUUGCUGACGGAAGACGGGAGAUGGAGGACAUAGGCAAUGAGUAUUUCAAUGAGCUGUUGUGGCGCUCUUUCUUUCAGGACGAAUAUGUCGGCGUGGGAGGCGAGAUCCUUGAUUGUAAGAUGCAUGGUCUUGUCCACGAUCUUGCUUGCUCUGUUGCUGAAGAAGAUUUCUACUUUGUUGGGGAGGCAGGUAAGCCUCGAAUUGAUCUUCCAAGAGCUCGUCAUCUGUCAUUAGUUAAGCAAGAGCAACUGCAGACAAUUAUUGAUGCGGUUUCCCAUGCCGCGAGCUUGAGAACUUUUCUUGUAUUCUGGGGAGCAAGUCCUAAACUACACAGUCCUUACGGUUUCAACCUUCGUAUUGGGGAUGCAGCACGAAACCUAAUAGAGAACUGCAAGCUCUUGAGAGUGUUAGAUUUAGGAGGUACCGAUAUCAUAUCUCUGCCUGACUCUGUAGGUGAGCUGAAGCUUCUGAGGUACCUCGAUGUCUCUCUCACUCAUAUCAGAGAACUGCCUGAAUCCACUAGCAAGCUCUGCAAUUUGCAGACAUUGAAAGUUAUAUUCUGCAAGAAGCUUCUUAAGCUGCCAAACGCACUCGGGAACAUGAUCCAACUUCGGCAUCUUCUCUUUGACUAUUGCGACUCAAUCACGUACUUGCCAACUGGGAUCAAUCAGUUAACUUGCCUUCAAACUCUGCAUUGCUUUAUUGUCGGGGAAGGGACUGGAUGCAACAAUAUUAAUGAGUUGAACGCGUUGAACAACCUUAGUGAGAGACUGAAAAUAACAAACCUUGAGAAUGUAGCUUGUAAGGAGGAUGCUGCGGCUGCGAAUCUGGCAGCUAAAAGUGAUCUUGUAACUCUGAAGCUGGUAUGGAGUCGCCACCAAUCAUAUCCUUCGACUGUGGCAACAAAUGCAGAGGGAAUCCUGGAAGCCCUUCAGCCUCCUGUUUCCAUUGAGAGACUCGACAUGACAAAUUACAUAGGCCCCAACUUCCCGAGUUGGCUAGGAAGCUCUGUGCUCUGUAAAUUGGUAGAAAUUGUGAUUGAUGGCGCUGCCCAAUGCAUUCAUCUCCCUACACUUGGGAAUUUACCACUCCUCAAAAAUUUGUCAGUAACAGGCACGAACUCUGUAAGAUUUGUGAGGCAUGAGUUCUACGGUGACGGCACAACAAAGGGGUUUCCAUCACUGGAGAGGCUGGAGUUCUGCGCAAUGGAAGAAUGGGAAGAAUGGAUAGGAAUGGAUGGGAUAUUCAAGCGACUGCAAACACUCUAUAUUCGUGAGUGUCCCAAACUAAGGUCAAUCUCCAACGUGCUAGAGCACCUGUCAGCUUUGCAGGCCUUAUGGAUUACCAGUUGUCAUGGACUAACAACGUUAGCUGAAGAACUGGAACAGCUUAAUUCCCUUACCUCAUUGAGGUUUGUGGAUUGCCCUAAGCUAAGCGUGCUGCCGAAAGGGCUGCAACAUCUUCCUGCUCUCCAAUAUUUGGAGAUAGGCCAGUGCCCAGCAUUGACAACCUUACCAUGGGAGUUACAGUACCUUACUGCUCUUCGUGCUCUGGUGAUCGCUUCUUGUCCCAAACUGACAAAGCUAGACAAUCUUAUGAAGUUUGACAAGAACGCAAAGUGUGUCAGUCGUCUUGAAUCACUGAUUAUAAGCCAUUGCGAUGGACUGGUAGAAUUGCCUGAGGAAAUAAGAGAAUUAGUUGCUUUGAAGUACUUGGGGAUCGGUUACUGCAUUAGAUUAACAGCAUUGCCGACGGGCAUCCAGCGCCUUAAUCAUCUGCGAACCCUACAAAUCAAUGGGUGCCCUUUCAUAAAGAAGACAUUGCUGGAGCAGAAAAAAGAAGGAUGGAACCACAACCUCAAGAUUGAAGUCGAUUACCAGACGAUUAAUCAAUCAUCGGAUGGCUUUGCUCAAAAAGGCGGAGUGAUUUCUAUCGAUUCUGAAGGCCAAACAAGCCAUAGGUAUAAGCAGAUUACCUCAGUCUAUUGUUCAAGAGGAUAUUUGGAGUAACUUCUAGUGUUCACGAAGUUCAACGCAUGGUUGAUGGAUUCUUAAUAUUGAUUACCUUGGUCUGUUUUUGAGGACUUCUGUUAUUGAGGCCUUCGACUGGAUUACCUUGAUCAGUUCUGGAGAACUUUGAUGGUUGAAUAAUUGGUGGGUGAGAACCCCUCCUCUCUCUCUCUCUUUGCUGUGUUAGGGUUUUGUUGGUGCGAGAAGGGCCUUGGAGAUCGGGAAGAGUGACGGCGUGGAGGCCGUCAUUGACGAACGUCGCGAUGGAUGUGAACGCAGCAGAUAUCUUCUCGGCAGGUAGAGGAGGUCGUCGUUCACCCGCUUGACCUCCUCAGCAUCGUCGAUCACUACGACAGAGUCGUUAGGAACACAAGGAAGCGGCGCAUCAGCGUCCUCCUCGGGAGCUCCUUCAGUGGGUGUCGUCGAUGUCACCAAUAGCUACACUGGUUCGCCUCUCCUUUUGCUUGCAUCCUGGUUUUCUUUCCUUUUUCUUUUCAAUAACUCGCGUCGCCUUUUCUUCUACGUCGGAAUUUCUGAUACUUCUUGUUUUCUGCCGCUUGAUUCUUCUUGGAUACUCGAUUGGACGUUGAAUAAGGAGCUUCAAGCCUUAUGCAUCUUUUGUAGCUUGUUCUCUGGUUCUCUGCUAUGUGCAAUUUGUGAGAAUGUGGAAAAAGUGGUGUUGAACUUUGUGAUGUUAGAUUUGAUUAAAAAAUAACUUGGGAACCUUGAGCAACAACUUUCCCCUAUGCUUAGAAUUUGAGGUUCAUCUUAUGCUGAAUUUUUUGCUUUUACUUGUUACUUUCUCAAGAGCAAGAGCUAAAGACUUUUCCUUAGAUCCA